This is a messenger RNA of Vollenhovia emeryi, 5979 nucleotides long. It is a transcript of the gene mud, whose product is annotated as myosin-J heavy chain. The coding region runs from base 368 to 5791 and encodes 1807 amino acids. The record is from RefSeq and is a predicted model, not a curated record. The transcript has 11 exons. Lineage: Eukaryota; Metazoa; Arthropoda; Insecta; Hymenoptera; Formicidae.
AGCCCAAUGUCCACGAUGCUAGAACUUGGUCCAAGUCCUUGGUUCGAGAAACGUAUAGCCAAUAAAAUUGCCGCUUUUCCGUAAAACCGACAAAUUGAUUGGUUAAAAAUUUCUCAAUCCAAGAACUUGGUCCAAGUUCUAGCAUCGUGGACACAGGCCUUUAUGUCGUCGCGCACGCGCGUGAAAAACCUAGGAACACUGACUCUGGGUUCUCUUGGCUCUUGGCUGCACUGCGACGCAUCCGUUGUUCGAAAAAUCAAACGAACUCUAUAGAUUAUUUGCGACUGUACAGUAACGGAGGUCGCGUACUUUGAUGAGCCUGCUUCUGUCAUUUCGUUGGUUUUCAACACGGUGAUGCCCGACAAUCAUGGAGCUGUGGGAGAAAGUUAUCUUAGAAUGGAUUAACUGCUUGGAAGUGCAGGAAAAACCGGUGCGACAUAUAACGGAAUUGCAAGAUGGAGCAUUUUAUAUCAAUUAUCUUACAUUAAUAAAGUGGAAGAAGCGUGAGAGCUUUGACCAAGAGGACAUUGUGAAAUUUAUAAAAGAGGAAUAUCCUUCUUUUAAAGUCAAUGUAGAUGAUGUCACGGAACAUGUAUACAUCACAUCUUUGUUACUGUUGCAUUUGUGCCGUACACUCUUUGCGAUACAUCAUUCUCUGCAAUAUAAUAUGUGCGACAACUUGAGAAACGAAACGCAAGUUAGAGUUAAAGCGUUCCUCGAGAGUGUCCUGCCUAUUGGCAAGGAUAUUAUCAAGGAAACUAUGAAAGAAGUUAUCAUGGAGGUAGAGGAUAUGUCAUUAGCCGUAGAUAGUCGCCAAACACCGCCCCGCGAGGACUUUUCCAAUUCCCCCUUGACGCGUUCCGGACGUAGCAAAAAGAUGUUGACGGAACGCGCUCGAGAGCUGAGAGAGUUGAGGUGCAACUUGUCAAUAGAACGUUUUACUAACGCGGAUUUACGAGAUGAUAUACUGAGGCAGAACAAUAAAAUAAGGAAAUUGCAGAAGAAGCUUGAAGAAAAAUCGGCGAAAAUAAAGGAAUUGCAAGAAGAACGGUUCAAACCAAGGACCCCUCAGCCAUCUCACACAACAGAAAAUAACUUGAAGGAGGAUUACUACAAGAGGUAUAUCAAUGAUCUAGAAAGUCAAUUAAGCAAACAGCAAGAUGAAAUUAAUAAACUGGAGAUAGAAAAAGAUAAUCUAUCGAAGGAACUGUGUUGUACGCGCCGAACUUCUAAGCAUUACAAAGAAAAUUUUGUAAACUGCGAACGGUCCUUGGAAUCUUUAACGAAUAAAACCGAAUUAAAAGACCGAGAAUUAAUAGAACUUAGAAUGCAGAAUGAAGAAUUCCGUAUGCAUAUCAAAGAAUUUAAUAAAAAUGUUAACCCAGAACGAAGCUUCGAGGUUGAUGAUACAUCAUUUUCCGUCGCCAAGUCCUUGAACGCUAGCGAAGUUUUAACUAGUGAAGCUUUGAGUACUGUGAUCGACAUUCAACUUCAAGAAGCCAAAGAAGAAUCUGCUAUAUUGCAUGCUCAAGUUGAUUCUUUAAAAGGAAGAUUGAACGUUCUCACAAAGGAUUACAGAAAGGUGAUGGACUCCAAUAGAGAUUUGCAGGAAAAAUUAAAGGCGCUGGAUCAGGUACAGACAGAAUUACAUCAUGUGCAGAAGGAAUUGGAUACAUCAAAGACGACUGUUGCAAAUUUGCUGGUGGAGAAAGCCACUCUCGUUGUUCAAACUGAAGAUUUGAAUAAUUUGCUUUCCUCUAAGGAGAAAAUAUUAUCCGAGAUGGAACAAUCAAAUAUAGCACUGAAUACAGAAUUGGACAACUUAAAACUAGACAUGAAAAACUUAAAUGAAUUGCUUGAAAAUGAAAAGAUUAUUUCUUCAAAUUUAGGCGCUACUCUAGCGGAAACCAAAUCGCAGAUAACAGAACAUUUUGCAUGCAUUCAUAAGCUUACUGAUGAAAGAGAUUCGUACAAAGCUUCCAUCGAAAACUGUAGUGAAAGUUUAAAAGAUAUUUUACAUUGUGAUAAUCAGUUUAUACAAGUUGAAACUGAUGAUUUAAAUAACUCGACACUUGGUGAUCUUACAAAAUAUAUUAAAACGAUGUUACACAAUUGCAAUGUGAUGCGUAUUUCAUAUGAAAGUAAUAUCGAGAAAUUAAAUACAACGAUAGGUGAGGCAAAUACAAACUUACUUAAGCAGCAAUUAAUCGUUAUAACUUUAGAAGAACAACAUAAGCAGAUUGUCUUGGAAUUAGAUAUUAUCAAUGAAGAGAAGAAGCAAAAGGAUUUGCUAUUGAAUGAACAAAAAGAAAUUGUGCAUGCAUAUUCGCAGGAAAUUGAAUUUCUAAAAGAGAUUAGAGAUGAGAAGCUCGUUUUGGAACAAAAUGUACUUGAAUUAACAAAUAAUUUAAAGAAUCGAGAAUUACUACUGAAGCAUGCUAUGACACAAUUAGAAGAGCUACAGAGCAUAAAUAAAGAUUUCAAAUUACUAAAAGAAAGAAUUCAACAAAACUUUGGUAAAUAUAAAAAAAAUGUUGAACAAACGUUUGAAAAGUGGCAACAUGAAUAUCACACGUUGUAUCAAAAUUAUAACAAGUUACAAGAAGAAAAAGAGAAGUUGGAGUAUAAUUUCAAUUGUAAUGAGGAAGAAUUAUCAAAACUUCAGACGAAAAAUACAACAUUACAACAAAACUUAAUAGAAAAGAAAGAGAAGAUGGACGCUUUGGAAGAGACGAAAAGAAUUCUCUUUGACGAACUAAAUGAAUCCAGACGUAAUAUACAAAAAUUAAAUGAUAUAAAUCGAACGCUGGAAGAACAAUAUUUAGUAAUGAAAACUGAAAGAAAUGAUGAGCUGGAAAGUCUUAAAUCAGAUAAUGCAAGAAUAUUACUCGAGUUAAAAGACACCACUGAUAAGCUCAGUUUAUCACAUCAGGAAAUGAGCGAUACAAUGACGCAGGUAAAAUUAAAAGAAGUACAAAUUAAUGAGUUACGUUCAGACGUUUCAGCUUUAAAAACAGAGAAGGACAAUUUUAUGUGUUCUCAUAAAGAAACACUUGAAGCUAAAGAUAAAGAAAUAGAAAUAAAAGAAGAGGCAUUAUUGACAUUACAGGCUAAAAUGGACAAGCUGACGAACGAAGCAAACACUACGGAGAAGAAGAUGAAGGAGAUAAUUAUUAAUCUCCAAGAAAUACGGUCCAGCCAAGAUGCUGUCUUGACAACUCAAGAAGCGGCUUUGAAGGAAAAGUGUUUGUACAUAAAAGAGCUUCAAGAACAUUUUGAUAACUCUAAGGAGAUCCUGAAUAAAGAACUUGAAGAUGUAAAAUUGUCAUUGCUCGAGUACCAAGAGAAAUUCUUCGACCUAGAGAAUCAACUUGAUAACCAAAAUAAGACUAUGGUGAAAUUGCAGGACGCACUCGAAACAAUGAGCACAGAGCUUAAAACUAGUAAGGAAUACUGCAAGCACAUGGAUGCGAGUCAAGCGGAAAUUGUAAAAUUGUGCCAAGAGUUGGAAUAUCCAACGAAAUGUUUGAAUUCUACGAUUACGGAAACGUGCUCAGAUUUUGAGUUACCUGAUUUACCACAGUGCAUUAAUAUAGAGAAUAAGUACAAGUGCAUUAAUCUAGAUAAUAACACUAAUAUUUUAAAUAUUAUUAUGAUGACUCUUGAUGAGUUACACAAAUCUCAGAAAAUUAUCUCGCAUUUAUCUUGUGCAAAUGUUGAAUUGAAUGAAACUUUGGCAAGACAAAAAGUACUUACAGAGAACAGUGUGAAAGACAAAGAAGAAAUCUCCGGUCUAAAGAAUAAAAUACGAGAAUUGGAAAUAAUAGCGCAGAAACGGAAUAACUAUCUUAAGAGCCUAAUAAAAAGUAAGGAAUCUUUAAAGGAUUCCCUGCAGAAAGUUUUCGCUACGCGGAAAGAUUUAGAUAAAAUUUUAACAUUGUCCAAGCAAAAGUGGAAUGAAAUAAUGAUAAACUUUCGGGAUAUGUUUUGUACUAAGGGUUCCGUUUGCGACGAGUUUAAACAGCUGCAAAUUAAGAAAGCAAAUCUCGAAAAUACAUUGUUGAAGUGUCAAGUUGAUUAUUCCGAGAACAUCAAAUCUAUAUGUGAUAUUUUAUGGGAGAAGUUUUUGUGGACGGAACAAAAAUUACACGAUACCUAUCUAUGCUCAAUACACGAGAAAGAGUGUUUGGACCUACUAACGAAUGUGGAAGAAGAUCAAUUUUCUGACGAGAAAAUGAUAAUUGAUGUAGAGUUUGAGAAAUACAAAACACUGCAAAUUGACGUGAUAAAAUCUGAAGAAGAGAUAGAAUCUUUUGCUACUUUAGCGACCUUAUACGACAAUAACUUAAAAUCUGGCGAAAUCAAGAAUCAAGCAGAGGUAGAGAAGAAAUUACAAACUCAAAUUAAUCAGCUGACGAAGGAAAAGAAAGAUUUAAAAACUAAAAUGGACACGAUGCGUUUGAGGAAUGUAAAAUUAGAGAAAAAUAUCGAUGAUCUCAGAACGGAGAUAAAGGAAUUAAAGUCGUCGGAGACAGUGUCAAUGGCUAAUUUGACAGUCCCCGAAGGGGCUGAGGUGCAAUCCCUCAAAGAAGAGUUGGAACAUUUAAAAGAACAGAACAAAGAGUUGGAACAUUUGAGAGAACAGAACCAAGAGUUGGAACAUUUAAAAGAACAGAACCAAGAGUUGACACAUUUGAAAGAACAGAAUCAACAGCUACGUGAAGAAAAGGAUGAGUUAGACAGGAUGGCAAAGCAAAAACUUGAAAAUCAAUUAAAAGAAAUUCAUGCUACAUAUGAACAAAAACUGGAAGACAUGAAAGAAAAAGUGAAAGCAGUUUAUAAUGAGCAAAUAACGAGGUUAAAUAAGGAUCAAGAAAAGAUUAUACAAGAAAGGUUGCAGGAUCAAAUGGAAGUAAUGUGCCAGAAGAAGAGAGAAGAACUUGAUAAGUACAAAGUACACGUUAGCCAAUUAACUACGCAACUGUGGAACGUGGGGGAAAAACUCUUAAUCGAACAACAACAGAAACAAAAUGUCUCCCAGCGUUUAAAAGAACUAGAAACAAGAAUCAAAGAAUACCAAGCGGACCAACCACUAGCCGCCACUAUUUCGCGUAAGACUUGCACAAUGGAAACUCAAGAAAUCUUACCUGAAAACGCACAGCAAGCACAUACGAUAACAAAGCUUAUAACUGAAGAAACACUUGAAAGGAGACACAGUAUUAGAAGCAUACAAGCAAUGGGCAAUGUAUUCAGAACGGAGGACGAAGAAGAAAUCUUUGAUAAUGUUUAUUUAGCUGAUAUGAAAAGAGGCAGUGUGCCUAUCACGGAUACUACCCGCUUGUCAGUUUUACAAAUGAGAAAUUCUCUUUGCAAGCCUCAUCUAAAAUCAUCUUAUCCAGCGGAAAUGCAAUUUCUUCCUCCAACUUUGACCGAAGAAGAAAUUAAAACAGGAUCCUCAACAGAGGAAAACUUUAACGAUAGUCUUAGCCAAAGUCUUCUCCCAGAACAGAAAACCAGGAAAAAAGAUAAAUCUCAGAUAUCAUAUAAAAAGCCUGGUCCUCCAACACCAAGCAAAAAUGGAGGAAGAUUAUCAUUGCAGGGUAAUGAAUUAAAAAGCCCAAAUGCACGAGUUUUGAGGGAGCGAAAUGUGGACAGAAGGACAACGACCACUCCGCACUCGCUAAGGAACAUAUUUUCGUUAAAACGGCAAGACGAAAACGCAACUAGCACACCAAAAAGUCGUCGACUCAGUAAUCUUUUUCGCAAAUCCCGUUUACAAUCGGAUCGAUGAAUAAAUACUACGGCCACAACUAUAUAUAAAAAAGUAACAAUAUAUUGAACGUAACAAUGAACUAAGAAUUCGACAACUAAACCACGGAUAUACUAUAUAAACAUUGCAUAUCAGUUAUAGAUUACAUGAAAUAAGAAUUUAUAAUAAUUUUACUCUACGACUAUCUCUAUUUUUUUUUAUCAUGUUAG